Molecule: messenger RNA, 1719 nt
Organism: Dama dama (fallow deer)
Lineage: Eukaryota; Metazoa; Chordata; Mammalia; Artiodactyla; Cervidae
Gene: CDSN
Product: corneodesmosin
Exons: 2
Coding region: 1-1719 (572 amino acids)
Biological process (GO): cell-cell adhesion; skin morphogenesis
Molecular function (GO): protein homodimerization activity
Source: RefSeq, a predicted model, not a curated record
AUGGGCUCUUCACGAGCAUCCCAGAUAGGGUGUGUGGGAGGGCGAGGGGUGCUGGCUCUGCUGCUGGCUGGUCUCCUCCUGCAAGGGACCUUGGCCAAGAGCAUCGGGACCUUCUUAGACCCCUGCAAGGACCCCACACGUAUCACCUCCCCCAAUGACCCCUGUCUCCUGGGGAAGGGGGACUCCAGCAGCUCCAGUGGUGGCUCCAGUGGCAGCUCCAGUGGAUCCAGUGGCAGCUCCAGUGGCUCCAGUGGCAGUUCCAGCAGUUCCAGUGGUGUUUCCAGUGGCCUGAGUGGUGGCCCCAGUGGUGGUUCCAGUGGCAGCUCCAGUGGCCCCAGCGGUGGCUCCAGUGGAUCCAGUGUUGUUUACAGUGGCCCCAGUGGUCGCCCCAGUGGCGGCUCCAGUGGUGGUUCCAGUGGCUCCAGUGGCUCCAGUGGCCCCAGUGGUCGCCCCAGUGGCGGCUCCAGUGGCGUCUCCAGCAGUGUCUCCAGCAGUGGCUCCGCUGGAUCCACUGUCGUCCAUGGUGGUUCUUCUGGAUCUUCGUUAUUUAAGCCAGGAACGGGGUAUUCCCAGAUAAGCUACUCCUCUGGACCAGGCUCUACUCUACAAGGUGCAUCGAGCUCCCUCCAGUCAGGAAGCAUCAGCUCCCAGUCAGGAGGAGGCUUGAGCUCUUCUAGCUCCCAAACCUCCUGGGUGUCCAGCAGCGGGGGCCAGAAGGUCAGCUCCAAGCUGCGGCCCUGUGGUCCCAACAUCCCUGACUCUCCCUGCAGCGGGGGGCCCAUCGUCUCACACUCUGGCUCCUACAUCUCCAGCUCCCACUCUGUGUCCGGGGGUCAAAGGCCAGUAGUGGUGGUGGUGGAGCAGCAUGGCUCUGGUGGUCCCGGUGGCCCCGGUGGCCCCGGAGUGGGUCAAAGGGUCCCCUGCCUCAACGGAGGCCCUCCAGGCAAGCCCUGCCCCCCCAUCACCUCUGUGGACCAAUAUGGCAGCUAUGAGGUGGUGGGUGGCUCCUCCAACAAUUAUCUGGUCCCAGGCAUGACCUACAGUGGGGGCAAAAUCUACCCGGUGGGCUACUUCACCAAAGACGGCCCCAUCAAAGGCUCCCCAGGAGUGCCCUCCUUUGCUGCUGGGCCCCCCGUCUCUGAGGGCAAGUACUUCUCUGGCAACCCCAUCAUUCCCAACCGCAGCUCUUCUAGCUCCAAUAUCUACCAGUCUGGAGCUUCCUCGACUGCAGUGUUCCAGCCAGUGGGCUCUGGUGGGGUCCAGCCCUGUGUGGUUGGCUCCCUGGGCUCUAAGGGGCCCUGCUCCCUCUCCAGCUCUGGAGUCUCCAGCAGUUCCAGCGUUUCCAGCAGUUCUGGUUCAUCUUUCCAUCCCUGUGGUGGUGUUUCUCAGGGGCCCUGCUCCCCACCAGGCACUGGCUCCCUCGGCGGCAGCUCUAGCUCCCUAUCUGGUGGCAAAAUCAUCCUUCAGCCCUGUGGCAGCAAGUCCAGCGCUCCUGGUCACCCUUGCAUUUCUGUCUCCUCCUCGACCCUGAGUGGAGGUCCAAAUGGCUCUCCCCAACCUGACCCCUCAGCUGGUGCCAAGCCCUGUGGUCCUGGCAACUCUGGAAAGAACCCUUGUCGCUCCAUCCGGGACAUCCUAGCCCAGGUGAAGCCUCUGGGGCCCCAGCUAGCUGACCCUGAAGUUUUCCUACCCCAGGGAGAUCUACCUAACAGUUCAUAA